Messenger RNA from Egretta garzetta (little egret), 1416 nucleotides. Its product is annotated as collagenase 3-like. The record is from RefSeq and is a predicted model, not a curated record. Gene Ontology annotation, biological process: proteolysis; extracellular matrix organization; collagen catabolic process. The transcript has 10 exons. Gene Ontology annotation, molecular function: zinc ion binding; metalloendopeptidase activity. Lineage: Eukaryota; Metazoa; Chordata; Aves; Pelecaniformes; Ardeidae. Gene Ontology annotation, cellular component: extracellular matrix. Bases 1 to 1416 code for a protein of 471 amino acids.
AUGCAAUCAAGACUUUCAUCCAUCUUCUUUUUCUUAUUGGGUUUGUCAUUUUGCCUGACAAUCCCUAUUCCCCUUGAAGAUAGCCAUGAAUUCACAGAGAAAGACCUUCAAUUUGCAGAGCGCUAUCUCAGGACUCACUAUGACCUCCGUCCAAAUCCUGCUGGCGUAAUGAGGAAGAGUGCCAACACAGUGGCAUCCAAACUUCGAGAAAUGCAAGCCUUUUUUGGCUUGGAGGUGACAGGCAAAUUAGAUGAAGAAACAUAUGAGCUGAUGCAGAAACCAAGAUGCGGUGUCCCAGAUGUGGGGGAAUAUAACUUUUUCCCUAGAAAACUCAAAUGGUCAAAAACUAAUUUGACAUACAGAAUUAUGAAUUACACUUCAGAUCUGAGACGUGCUGAAGUAGACAGAGCUUUCAAAAAAGCGUUCAAAGUUUGGUCUGAUGUGACACCGCUGAACUUCACCAGAAUACGAAGUGGUAUAGCUGAUAUCAUGAUCUCCUUUGGCACUAAAGAACAUGGUGACUUUUACCCCUUCGAUGGACCCUCUGGAUUACUAGCUCAUGCCUUCCCCCCCGGUCCAGACUACGGUGGAGAUGCCCAUUUUGAUGAUGAUGAAACUUGGUCAGAUGAUUCUAGAGGGUAUAACUUGUUUCUUGUUGCUGCCCAUGAAUUUGGUCAUUCACUGGGACUUGAACACUCUAGAGACCCUGGAGCUCUUAUGUUUCCAAUUUACACAUACACUGGAAAAACUGGUUUUGUGCUUCCUGAUGAUGAUGUGCAAGGGAUCCAAGAGCUCUAUGGUGCUGGAGACAAAGAUCCCAAUCCAAAACAUCCCAAAACACCAGAGAAAUGUGAUGCAGAUUUAUCACUUGAUGCAAUAACAGAACUUCGUGGAGAAAUGCUGGUCUUCAAGGACAGGUUUUUCUGGCGACUGCACCCUCAGAUGGUUGAGGCAGAACUGGUGUUACUUAAAUCCUUUUGGCCAGACCUUCCAAAUAAAAUAGAUGCUGCUUAUGAAAACCCCAUCAAGGAUCUUGUGUUUAUGUUUAAGGGAAAGAAAGUCUGGGCUUUGAAUGGCUAUGACAUAGUUGAAGACUUUCCUAAAAAGAUAUAUGAAAUGGGGUUUCCGAAAGAAAUGAAAAGAAUAGAUGCAGCCGUCCACAUUAAAGACACUGGCAAGACUCUCUUUUUUACUGGAAAUAAGUACUGGAGUUAUGAUGAAGAGGCGGAGGUUAUGGAAGCAGGCUACCCCAGGCUGAUAGAGGAAGAAUUCACAGGAAUUGGUGAUAGAGUGGAUGCAGUCUAUGAAAGAAAUGGUUAUCUCUACUUCUUCAACGGUCCACUGCAGUUUGAAUACAGCAUCUGGAGCAAACGAAUUGUCCGUGUCCUGCAUACUAACUCUAUAUUUUGGUGCUAA